Molecule: messenger RNA, 1332 nt
Organism: Coregonus clupeaformis (lake whitefish)
Lineage: Eukaryota; Metazoa; Chordata; Actinopteri; Salmoniformes; Salmonidae
Exons: 4
Coding region: 169-1332 (387 amino acids)
Source: RefSeq, a predicted model, not a curated record
GCUCUUUGGAGAAAAUCAACAUGAACUGUGUCUGUUCCCUAAAAUGUCUUAUUUUCUCUGGGGGUUUUUAACGCGUUCCUUUGAAAUAUCGUCGGUUCGUUCUCUUACCAAUUUGUUGUUAUCUCAUCACCUGUGUUAGAAGCUGUUGGCUAGCACUGCUUGGUGCACAUGCAGUCUUUAGUGGCCGGCUUUAAUGUAAAAAAAAUAAUAAUUAAUUAUUUCAAUAGUAGAGCAAUGUUCUCCUUUUUGCAAAACGAAGACGACGCUCGAGCAGUCGAAAAUGCAGUUAGAACAGCGAUACAUACUGUUGUGAGUGUUAUUUCUAGUAUCAACAGUGCCAAAAUACAAGAAUAUCAAAGGAAGUUGGGCGAGAAGGACAAAGAAAACGAAACGCUUAAACGCAAAGUUAAAACAGCAGAACAAGAGAUCACAGCAUUGCGAGGGUCCUUUGAAUUUUCUGGAAAUGAAUGUCAUCAAGUCAGGUCAAGCACUUAUGCACUUUCACCAGAAAUUCUUAGAGGGAAAAUAAUUUGCAAUGAAAACGAGGUGUCAAGCAAAGAUGAGUGGAGAAUAGAUUUCCCCAGUCUCGGUGCAAGGACACCUCCACAGGUUUUUUCCCAGUGCCAAGACACAGCUCUUCCCACUGGCGCGUCAACUAUUUAUAUGUCCCAUCACCAGAACCCUACCUCCCAUUCUGCAGAAGAGUCUGGGCUUUUAGCAGAGAGAAACAGAGGCCAGUCCCCAUCACCCAGUCCAGUCACCAGCCCAGUGAUAAAAGAGGAGCCCUCAGACAUUGAGACGUUCUACAUCAAAUGGGAGAUGAGUGAGGAGGGCAUUGGGGAGCAACGGGAGGUGCUAGGCCCGAUACACGUCCUGGGAAAAGAGUACGAAGCCCACCAGAGGGGUGGAGCUCCAACCAGGCAAAGAGACGGAACUCACCAUGUUGCUGGUAGUCAGAGUGGACAUGAGUAUGGGGCGAGACCGACCAGGCAUCUGAAAAGGAGGCUGUCAAGCGCAGAGACACAGCGGAGGUUCAGAGAGAGAGUCCGUGCUGACCCUGAGAAGUUCCGGGCCUACAAGGAGAAGGAACGACGCAGGAAUCAGCAGAGGAAGGUGUCUAUAUCAGAUCUUCCUGAAGAGACCCGCAGACUGAAAAGGGAGGCCUGGAGAGAAGCAUCCAGACGCUGUCGUGCCCGCAAAAUGUCCUCCCUCCAGACAAACCCCACACAGCCUUGCCACCUAACACAGAACACAGAGACACCUGGGGGGACUAGGGGACGCCCGCAGGGGCAGGCAGUAGGGUGGGGGGGGGGAUUAGGCCUGCACAGCUGA